AUGAUGGCAGAAACUGCCACUGCCGCAACUGAUGAUAAAGAGACACCCGGGACACAAGAAAAUCUUCAAUCCAGAAUUGAAGAAGAUAGAUGGCUAAUCAGAGAAUGUGACUUAUACUAUGAUGAAUAUAAAGAGUGCACAAGCCUCAAAGGGAGAUUUCAGCAAUAUUUUAUAUAUGGUGAGACUUUAGACUGCAACCAAUGGAAGAAAGACUAUGAUAACUGUUGUAAAUGGGGAAGCAGUAAAGAUUUAAAAGCUGCUGAUGCCUUAAUUACAAGUGAAAGAAACCGAAGAAUGGAGAGAUUCAGAGCGCAUUAUAGAAAUGACAUUUGGAAGAAACGAGACUCACCACCAACUGACUGGGACAAGCCUUUACCAGAUUGGAUGCAAAAAAGAAAUGAAAAUAGUUUCCUUGCACAAAAAGCCAAAGAAAUUAAGGAAGGAAAACAAGAAGAAGCUAGCAAAAGUUGUUCAAUAAUGUAA
Arctia plantaginis is the source of this 483-nucleotide messenger RNA. NCBI's taxonomy places the organism in Eukaryota, Metazoa, Arthropoda, Insecta, Lepidoptera, Erebidae. The record is from the annotation of a GenBank genome assembly.